CUGGAAAACACCUUCAGUAGGCACCGCAGCGAAUUCGAAGGCUCAUUCAUAAGUGUCCAUAAAGGAAGGACGAAUGGCCUGGGGAACCUCGUGCCACUGAGUUAGUGCAAAGAUGGCUGCAAAAGCGGCGCGAAGAUAGACCUCUAUGACCUCUAUGACCUCUAGCGACUUGUUUCUGAGCCGUCAACAAAAUCCACGACACCGCUCCUUUUCUUAUUCUUCUUCCCUUGCGAUGUCGCCCUCAGCGGUGGCCGUUUCGGCCCCCGGCAAAGUUCUAUUUGCAGGAGGUUUUCUUGUUCUCGACAGGAAACAUACAGGACUUGUCUUCGGCCUCAACGCGCGCAUUCAUGCUCACAUUGAACCAUGGAACGAGCCGCCCAAAACCUUGAAAGGAACUAGUAUUCUUGUCCAGUCACCUCAGUUCGUCGAUGCAAAGUGGCUUUACAGUAUUUCCGAACCGCACGGUGAAAAGGUAGCCGUCAAUGUCACACAAUCACGGGACCAGGCUGGAUUUACAACGAGCUCGAACAAAUUCGUCGAGACCACUCUUCGCUAUGCGUUGACCUAUAUCUCUCACCGAUCCGAGGAUAUCGCGACGAAUGUCAAGAUCACCAUUUUGGCUGAUGAUGAAUAUUAUUCACAGUCAACGGAAGCCUCGAAACCAUCGUCGAGUUGUUUCACCAGUUUCGGAGUGAAGUUGAGGGACGCACACAAGACAGGACUGGGCUCGUCUGCUGCUCUUGUCUCAUCUUUAGUGUCUGCACUUCUGGCGUUUUACCUCAAGGCUGGCAGUGAUGCUCAGCUACCUCAUAAGGUUAUUCAUAACCUGGCUCAAGCAGCGCACUGUGCAUCUCAAGGCAAGGUUGGCUCAGGGUUCGACGUUGCGGCGGCGGUUUAUGGCUCUUGCCUUUACCGUAGAUUCAGUCCCUCGAUCUUAGAAGCAGUGGGAGAGCCUUCCAGUUCAGGCUUCCCUGAACGACUCCAUCUCUGUGUAGAUGAUCUCGAUCCGGAACGGAAAUGGGAUGUCGAGGUAGCCAGUCAGGCAGUCAGGAUUCCCAACGGCCUCAUACUGGUCAUGUGCGAUGUUGACUGUGGUUCGGAAACACCUGGGAUGGUUCGAAAUGUUCUCCAAUGGCGAAAAGACAAGACAGAGGAAGCCAACGUGUUAUGGAAUGCCAUACAGCAGGGGGCGGAAGAGCUUUGCCAGGAAUUGCGACGGCUCGCCGAGGUGGACGGCAUCGAAUGUGAUGGGUUCAAAUCCCUUGGAGACAUUCUCCUUACUAUUCGGAGUUUGGUCAGGGAAAUGUCUGCCAAGUCUGGGGUACCUGUUGAGCCGCCAGUGAUUACGGAACUGUUGGACUACUGCACGUCAUUGCCGGGGGUGGUUGGAGGUGUUGCUCCUGGUGCAGGAGGAUACGACGCAGUUGCGCUCCUGGUAAAGAAUGACGUCGAGGUGGUUCAGCAUCUGCGGGAUCGCUUGGAAGGCUGGAAGGCAGAGGAUGAUUCGGGAGCCACCAUCGGACAUGUGAGGUUACUGGGAGUCAAGCAGGAGAAGGAAGGAGUAAGGACGGAAGACGUGGGUCAGUAUGCUGGAUGGCUAUGAGCGGCAGUAGGUAGUUUCACAUUAUUUGACGCAAUUGAGCGACAGCAAGCCGAGUACUGAAAUCAUCA
Molecule: messenger RNA, 1671 nt
Organism: Exophiala xenobiotica
Lineage: Eukaryota; Fungi; Ascomycota; Eurotiomycetes; Chaetothyriales; Herpotrichiellaceae
Product: phosphomevalonate kinase
Exons: 1
Coding region: 146-1603 (485 amino acids)
Biological process (GO): isopentenyl diphosphate biosynthetic process, mevalonate pathway; ergosterol biosynthetic process
Cellular component (GO): peroxisome
Molecular function (GO): phosphomevalonate kinase activity; ATP binding
Source: RefSeq, a predicted model, not a curated record